AUGAACAACUACUCGCAGGACUACGGAAACUACUUCGAAGAGGAACAGCAGAACUUUCUUCUAGGCGACGGCUACUAUCAUGAAGAGCAGCGUGGAGUACCUGGCAGUUCCGGUAUGAAUAACGCGCAUGAAGACUACGACAUGUACGACGACGUUGACGAGCUUUUGAACGACAUCGGUCGCGAGAUCGUCUCCGUCCCCACCCGACCGGAGUCACCGUGA
Messenger RNA from Trametes versicolor FP-101664 SS1, 222 nucleotides. RefSeq lists its product as uncharacterized. The transcript is spliced from 2 exons. Lineage: Eukaryota; Fungi; Basidiomycota; Agaricomycetes; Polyporales; Polyporaceae. The record is from RefSeq and is a predicted model, not a curated record. The coding region runs from base 1 to 222 and encodes 73 amino acids.